AUGACUCUGGGCACCUUUGCCCAAGAUGAUGUGACAGUGACGGCCCUGUCCCAGAGAGGUUCUGUGGUCCCUGGGCGCUACCACUUCCUGGGUGCUUGGAACCUCCCCAAAGUCCAGAAACUGAGGGGCGUUUGUCUGGCCCAGCACUGGCUGCGGGGACCAGUGCCCCACUGGGACUUGGGAAAGCUGGCCGUGGGCACCGCAGCUCUGAGCACUCUCUGCCUUGCCUCCCCUGAUGCUUCUGGGCGUGUUGUGGAGGAGUCGGGCCUGGGGGCAGUGCCCUGCAAGACCCCUGCGGAUUGGCAUGGAGCAGAGAAGCCCCCUGCCAUCACAGAGAACCCCUCAGGGAAACGUGUAGACAACAGCAAGUCCCAGCAACCCCUCCUCAUCUUCUUUCCCUCCUCCCUAGAGGCUCUGUCCUUUCACCCAUGGCUUCCAGAUUCACUUGCCCACACCCCUAGAGAAAACUGCAUUGUUUUCUGUUUUAAUUUAUUUUUGCUUCCCAUUCCCCGCUUAAAUUGGGCCGACGGUUUGGGGAAAUUGCUCCUUUACUCCCCCAAAUCACUUCGGAUUUUGGAAACCAGCAGAGAGAGGAAAGAGAUAGCAGGAACCCAAGAGAGAAGUCGAGGAAGAGAGAGAGCUGGGGUCAGAGAGAGCGCGCGGGCGAACAGCGAGAGGGACAGGGGCAAAGUGAGUGACCUGCUUUUGGGGGUGACCGCCGAAGCGCGGUGUGAACCCUCCCCCGCGGGAUCCCGCAUCGGACCAGUCGCGCUGACGGACAGACAGACAGACACCGCCCCCAGCCCCGGCGCCCACCUCCUCCUCGGCCGGCGGCCGACGGUGGACCGCCGCGGGCAGGAGCCGGAGCCCUCGCCUGGAGGCUGGGUGGAGGGGAUCGGGGCUCGCAGCGUUGCUCUGAAACUUUUCGUCCAACUUCUGGGCUGUUCUCGCUCCGGAGGAGCCGUGGUCCGCGCCGGGAAAGCCGAGCCGAGCGGAGCGGGGAGAAGUGUUAGUUCGGGCCGGGAGAAGCAGCAGCCGGAGGAGGGGGAGGAGGAAGAAGAGAAGGAAGAGGAGCGGGAGCCGCGGUGGCGACUCGGCUCUCGGAAGCCGGGCUCAUGGACGGGUGAGGCGGCCGUGUGCGCAGACAGUGCUCCAGCCGCGCGCGCGCCGGCCUCCGAAACCAUAAACUUUCUGCUCUCUUGGGUUCACUGGAGCCUUGCCUUGCUGCUCUACCUCCACCAUGCCAAGUGGUCCCAGGCCGUGCCCAUGGAAGGAGAGCCCAAAGCCCAUGAAGUGGUGAAGUUCAUGGACGUCUACAAGCGCAGCUUCUGCCAUCCGAUCGAGACCCUGGUGGACAUCUUCCAGGAGUACCCCGAUGAGAUCGAGUACAUCUUCAAGCCGUCCUGUGUGCCUCUGAUGCGGUGCGGGGGCUGCUGUAAUGACGAGGGCUUGGAGUGUGUGCCCACCGAGGAGUUCAACAUCACCAUGCAGAUUAUGCGGAUCAAACCUCUCCAAAGCCAGCACAUAACAGAGAAGAGCUUCCUACAGCACAGCAAAUGUGAAUGCAGACCAAAGAAAGAGAUAACAGCAAGGCAAGAAAAAAAAUCAGUUCGAGGAAAGGGAAAGGGGCAAAAACGAAAGCGCAAGAAAUCCCGGUAUAAAUCCUGGAGCGUUCCCUGUGGGCCUUGCUCAGAGCGGAGAAAGCAUUUGUUUGUACAAGAUCCGCAGACGUGUAAAUGUUCCUGCAAAAACACAGACUCGCGUUGCAAGGCGAGGCAGCUUGAGUUAAACGAACGUACUUGCAGAUGUGACAAGCCGCGGCGGUGAGCCAGGCUGGAGGAAGGAGCCUCCCUCAGGGUUUCGGGAACCAGACCUGUCACCAGGAAAGACUGAUCCAGAACGACCGAUUCGGAAACCAUGCUGCCGCCACCACACCACCAUCACCUUCGACAGAACAAUCCUUAAUCCAGAAACCCGAAAUGAAGGAAGAGGAGACCCUGCGCAGAGCACUUUGGGUCCGGAGGGCGAGACUCCGGCAGAAGCAUUCCCGGGCGGGUGACCAAGCACGGUCCCUCUUGGAAUUGGAUUCGCCAUUUUAUUUUUCUUGCUGCUAAAUCACCAAGCCCGGAAGAUUAGAGAGUUUUAUUUCUGGGAUUCCUGUAGACACAUCCACCCACAUACAUACGUUUAUAUAUAUAUAUAUAUUAUAUAUAUAAAAAAUAAAUAUAUAUAUUUUAUAGAUAUAUAAAAUAUAUAUAUUCUUUUUUUAAAUUAACAUUGAUAAUGUUAUUGGUGUCUUCACUGGAUGUAUUUGACUGCUGUGGACUUGAGUUGGGAGGAAAAGGUCCCCACCCAGAUCCCAACAGGGAAGAGAAUGGGAUGAGAGACUCUGGUGUGAUCUUUUUGUCCCUCUUAGGGAGGCCAGGGUCCUCUCCCCUGCCCAGGAAUGAGCAAGGCCAGGGCACGGGGGCAAAUUUGGCCUGCUUUUGGGAACACUGACAAACCCAGCCCUGGCCCCGAGCCUCUACCUGACUCAAGUGGACAGAGGCAACGAGUACAGGGACAAGGAUGCCGGCUCUGACCAGGAGUUUGGGGAGCUUCCAGACAUUGCUGUGCUUUGGGGAUCCCCUCCACGUGCUGCACGGGCACCUUGCCCCCAGGGGUACUGCUGGAAGAUUCAGGAGCCUGGGCAGCCUUCACCUACUCUCACCUGCUUCCAAGUUGUCCAGGAGGCCACUGACACGUGUCCCGGCAAAGACGAGAGAGACUGUGGUAGAAGCGGCAACCCGUGACAGCUCCUCCUGGCACCCACCCUCGUCCUCCUCCCUGCUCCCCUUCCUGGGGUGCAGCCCAGAGGCACCUGAUGUCCUCAGACCAUUGAAACCACUAGUUCUGUCCCCCCAGGAGAUCUGGCUGUGUGUGUGUGAGUGGUUAACCCUCUUCCGUCCCCCGACUUUCCUUCCCAAGGCAUCGAGGGACAGGGCAGGAUCCACGUGCCCACCGUGGAGGCAGAGAAAAGAGAAAGUGUUUUAUAUACGGUACUUAUUUAAUAUCCCUUUUUAAUUAGAAAUUAAAACAGUUAAUUUAAUUAAA
This is a messenger RNA of Tupaia belangeri chinensis (Chinese tree shrew), 3093 nucleotides long. It is a transcript of the gene VEGFA, whose product is annotated as vascular endothelial growth factor A. The record is from RefSeq and is a predicted model, not a curated record. Gene Ontology annotation, cellular component: membrane. Gene Ontology annotation, molecular function: growth factor activity; vascular endothelial growth factor receptor binding; chemoattractant activity. Gene Ontology annotation, biological process: sprouting angiogenesis; response to hypoxia; positive regulation of mast cell chemotaxis. NCBI's taxonomy places the organism in Eukaryota, Metazoa, Chordata, Mammalia, Scandentia, Tupaiidae.